UUUUUUUAUUUGGGUCACUACUUUUCAAAUUAGUUUCAAAUUAUCUCGAGUUAACAUCAAAUUAAGCCAUCCAAAAUGAGCAAAUAAUCGUGUAGAAGCAAUAUUGUAUACGUUUUGCAUGAAAUCACCUUUGCAAACUUUACCUAGUUAUUUGAUAAGCAAAUUAUUGAAACUUCACUUAAAAUUCACUUCACUUGUCUAUACUUCUCAUUGGACUCAAGUAUCAAUCUUAAAUUAUCAACAAAAACGAGAUUAACGUCUGUGCGUACGUUCAAAUUUUACAAUUUAAAAUUUACGAGAAAGAUUCAAACACCUCAAAAUACAAAUGCUUUUCUACCUUUUCGCCACUUUUGGGCUAAUUUCGACCGCGUUUGCACUAUGGAUGGCAUUCGUUUUUUACAACUUUCACUACUCAGCUCAUAAGCGUGGAAUCAGAAGCGCCGCAGCUAAAUUACCAGGUCUCGACACAAAGCCCCUCAUUGGAAACCUUACUCAAGUACCACGUGAUCAAAAGUACCUGGUGAACUUUUUCACGCGUCUAGCCGUAGACUUCCAGGGUCUCUGCUACCUGUUCCUAGGCCCCGAGCCAUUUCUGUUUCUGGGAAAAGCGAACCAUGCAGGUGUUGUGUUCAAGGGAUCAAAGCACUCUGAAAAAGCGACAACAUACUACAUGUUUCAUCCGUGGCUAGGGACCGGUCUUCUAACUAGUGAUGGGGAGAAAUGGAGGACGAGGAGGAAAAUGCUCACUCCUGCAUUCCAUUUCGACAUUUUGGACAGGAGUCUAGCCACCAUGAUGAAGCACUGCUCAGUGGCCAUUGGAGUGCUGAAUGAAAAGGCGGACGAGGGGGGGUUUGUGGAUGUAUGGGACACUAUGAGUCUACUAGCUCUGGACAUCGUGUCUGAUGCUGCGAUGGGAGUGGAUCUCGGAUCCCUGAAGAGGAACCCCGCCUCACUCGAGUACGUCGACAACAGAGCUACAGUGACCGAGAUGAUGAUGGACCGCUUCAAGAACCCCCUCCUUUGGAAUGACGUCAUCUACAACUACCUGACCCCAGUAGGGCGCAAGUUCAAUCGCACAGUGGCAGCUCUUCACACAUUCACAACUAAUGUGAUCACGACCAGGUGGGCCGAAAUUAAGGACCAACUGGACGAAGUUAAAGAGAAGAGGAGGUCUUUUCUGGAUCUGCUUCUGAUUGCCAAACAGGAGCACGGACUCUCUUUUGUCGACAUCCGGGAAGAGGUGGACACUUUUAUGUUCGAAGGUCACGACACAACGGCAGCUGCCAUGUCUUUUGUACUGCAGAUGUUGUGCAACUACCCGGAAGUGAUGCAGAAACUACAGGAAGAAGUAGACGAGGCUUUCGCCACUGUAGCUUUGGAAGAAGAAAAUGUCCAGGAGGUCAAGAAAGUUCUUCAAAGCAUGCCUUAUUUGGACGCAGUGUUGAAGGAGGGACUGCGUAUGUUCCCUUCAGUCCCUUCUAUCGGGAGAACCCUCACUGAUGACAUAGAGAUAGAGGGCUACAAACUACUCCAGGGCACUCAGGUCAUACUUCACAUAUAUGCCAUACAUCAUGACCCGGAGUUGUAUAGUGAGCCAUACACGUUCAACCCCGACAGAUGGAUUAACAAAGAAGUGCCGAUCGAUGAACACCCAUACUGCUACGUCCCAUUCAGCGCUGGACCCAGAAACUGCAUUGGCCAGAAGUUCGCCCUUCUAGAAGAUAAACUGAUCAUAUCAUCGAUUGCUCGUCACUUCGACCUCAAAUCGGACACUGAGCACAAAGACAUGGAGGUGUUCGGCCAAGUGAUCAUGCGACCAGUGAAAUAUUUCAACAUUAAAUUCACUCGCAGAUCUGAACAAAAAUGAAAUGCAAAAUAGUAACGCUGAAAAAAAAUAACUUUCAACAAAAAGGUCUGUUUUGCGCUAGGUUGUCAUUGUAUGAAUGAGUUUGAACGCCAAGAGAUAAUUGAUCCAGGUUCCUGAAAUUUCAUUGUAAACUGAAAAGUUUAGUUUUUGUAAGAAAGCUAACCUAUUUGAACGUUUCUUUUUGCCAUUUUGUCUUUUUAAAUUAAGCUGAUAAUUUUCC
Symsagittifera roscoffensis is the source of this 2087-nucleotide messenger RNA. RefSeq names its product cytochrome P450 4V2-like. Lineage: Eukaryota; Metazoa; Xenacoelomorpha; Acoela; Convolutidae. The record is from RefSeq and is a predicted model, not a curated record. Gene Ontology annotation, molecular function: heme binding; iron ion binding; oxidoreductase activity, acting on paired donors, with incorporation or reduction of molecular oxygen. The transcript has 10 exons. Bases 326 to 1867 code for a protein of 513 amino acids.